Molecule: messenger RNA, 1370 nt
Organism: Aspergillus alliaceus
Lineage: Eukaryota; Fungi; Ascomycota; Eurotiomycetes; Eurotiales; Aspergillaceae
Exons: 1
Coding region: 345-737 (130 amino acids)
Source: RefSeq, a predicted model, not a curated record
CUGCGAUCAAGAAGGCGGUCCACCACGAAUUGGUCCCUGCAUUGCACAGCGCGGCGGAACAAUCCGUUCAACGGCCUUCGGGUCAUUGACAGGCGUAUUCUUUGGCACUCUUCUCUCAUCGAGAGAUCCCCUUUUCAUCAGUGCUUGGGCUAUAUAUGCUUGAGGUUGGAGAAGAGGUACCAUGUAGACAUAUUCCCGGUCUUAGAACUAUUGAAGCUCCGGUUUAAGUAGCUCUUGGCUUUUUACUAUUAAUCGUCGUACCCACAUGACAUUCCCCCUGGGCGCCCUUUAUCGGUGACGUCAUGCGCUAUUGCCACAAUGUUCGUCUAUCUUACCUUUAAUAUAUGAACAACAUCACCCCACCCAACUUUCCUCAGCUAUCAAUAUCUUCACUUCCCUUUUACCCAGCAUCAUUCUUCUCCUACCCCCGUACUUUAUUUAACCUUUUUAAUCAUCAAUCAACACUUAUCAUUAUCACCAAAAUGCCUAUCCCUGUCUACAACAGCGACCAAGACCAAACGAAACCCACCACUAGCACCGCUGGCCAGGCGUCGCUUGACACCCUAUCAUCCACAAACAAUGGCGGCGAUCGCGUCCUCGGGACUGCAUCCGGUGAUACCGUCACGGCACCCGGCUAUUCUACGUCGAAUGAGGCGCCUCUGAGUAAGGAGGAGGCGGAUCGCUUGUACGAAGAGAGGAUGGAGGAGGAGUAUGCGAAGAGAGAAGGAGGUGCUUAAUCGACUGUAUCACAAGCAUAUAUGGAUGUAUAUAUUAUUAUGAAUAGGAGUUAUGAAGGCAUAUUGGACUGUUACAGUGCCACAGUUGUUGUUCGAGUAUCCCAGCCGUAUAUAUAAAAGAGCCCCGCAUCUAUAGAAUGAUCAUAAGAUAUGAUGUCAAAACGAUCAGGUUGGUGAUCCUAUAGACCUAUCAAGAAGGCAUAUUUAGGUGGGAAUCUCGAGCCUGAUUACCACUAUAUAGUAUCCAACCAUCCACAUGAUUUCGCAAAACACCUAUUCAGGUGCCUGCGAUACCAGGUAAUUUUCAUGGGCGUAUUCAAUACAAUCCUUAGACUGUCAUGCUGACUUUCUGCUGGAAACUUCUUGAUGUGUCAAUCAAUGUCAUUUGUUUACUCCCUUGAGCCUCCACGGCUUGCUUUCUCUAUCAGUCGUCGGGAGUGGGAUAGAUGUCCAAAAGGCGCAGUUUCCGACCCGUUUGGGUGUGCUGAUGGGCCACAAUUUGGAACCAGACACAACAUGCACCGAGAUCUUCUCCCACAAUCAUCCCUAGUCUGACAUAUAGGAAAUAAACACACCCCUUAAAAGAAAGAGCCAUCAUCUUCAAUGCGCAUGGAAUUGAGGAAAAAAAUCAAA